GUAAAAUGGACGAGGAUAAUCAUCGCAUCGAGGAGAGUGAAAUUGACGAGAUCAUCGAAAUCGACGAUGAUGCCGAGAUGAAGUACGCUAGUGACGACGAGGAUCAGCAAAGUACUUCGAACGCCGACGUUCCUGCAGAAAUCAUCGAUGAUUCUCUAAUGUCUCUCCAGGCACACGCUCAAGACUGUUUCACAGUGGCUCUGGCUUCAAAUCGUUGGCUCGCGACCGGUGGAGAAGACGAUGUGGCUUUCCUUUUCGAUCAAAACCAAUCCGAAUCCGAGCCAGUGCUUAAGGUGGAGCACAAGGAUUCUGUCACUCAAGUGAUGUUCAAUCAUAGCGAAACUUUGCUGGCUACCGGCGAUUUGAGCGGGAAAAUCAUGAUCUCUGAGAUGGCGACGAAGAAAGUUCGCGCGGAGAUCGACGAAUGUAACGAUCUGGAAUGGAUGUGCUGGCAUCAAACUGCGGAUAUCUUAUUUGCGGGUGAUAAGGACGGAAUUUUAUGGAUGUGGUUGAUUGGAAAUAAGGGAAUUGCACAGUCAAAGGUAUAUGCUGGAAAUGGUUCAUCGUGUACAACAGGAUGCCUGAUGCCGGACGGAAAACGUAUUAUGUGUGGAUAUUCGGAUGGAAUCGUUCGUUUGUGGCUUCUCCGUGAGGAAACGAGCACUCAUCUCUACUUCCACUCCCCAAUUACUGCCAUCGAUCAUCAUGUAACACAGACAGUUGCAAUUAUUGGAACACAAUCUGGUACAGUGAAUGUAGUUAACACUGCUUCACCGGAUAAUGUGCUGAAAAAGAUUUCACUGUUACCACCGCCCGGCGUCAAAUCGACAACGAUUACGGCCGCCGGAACAGCUGCAAUGGAAGAGGGACGACAAGAGGAAGAGGAGGACGAGGAUGUUGGAAAUUGUGUUGAAAGUCUUGCGAUGGCACCGUCACAUCCAUGGUUUGCUGUUGGACGGAAUGAUGGAACUAUGUGUAUUUAUGAAAUGGAUUCCAAUUCACCCAGAAGCAUUUUCCAGUCGAAUCAGAUGAUGGCAAUUGUAAAAGUAAUCUGGUCGAUGGAAGGCAAUGCACCAUACGUGACAGCUGGCUCAAUUGAUGGAACUAUCCGUAUUUUUGAUGCCAGAGACAGCUCGCUGGUCAAGGAGCUUCACAACGGCGGAGACGAGGUUUUGGAUGUUUUGGUGAUUCAAUCGAAUCCUCAUCGCUUCAUGACUGCCGGCAGUGGAGGAAUUGUUCGUGUUUUUGAUUUGAACUGAGAGAGAUUUUCUUUAGAAAUUAUACUUUUUUCUACUUUUUGUUGUGUUUUUUUUUGUCCUAAAUUUCUGGUUCCUGUUCGCCUUUCCGGUUUUCCCGAUUUUUUUCGAUGCAAAUGACAGAAAAUAGACCGAAAAAACUGUUUUUAAAAAAAAAAUUUUGGCAAUUUUUUCAAUUUUCCGCCCACUUGUUGGAUAUAUUCAUUUUUCUGACAAAUUUGACUGGUUUUUCAGUUAAAAUUGUCAGAAAAACUGAAAUAUCCAAGAAAUGAGCGUAGCCUAAUCGCCCUUUUUUAUUUUUGAAAAAAAAAACAUUUAGGCCAGUUUUUUGUCAUUUAAAGGAGGACUAACAGUUCGAACGAUUUUGAACGUAUAGACCCAAAAUGAGCUCAAAUAAACGAAUUUCGUAAUAAAAGUGCUCAAAAAAUUUUUUAAAUUUUUUUAUGGCAAUUCAAAUUUUUGAAAAAAUAACACUAAUUUUGGCUAAAAUCACGAAUUUUUCCCGCUUUUCCGUGUCACAUCUGUCCGAAGUUGGCUUUUUUUGGAAUUAUCGUCCUUUAUUACAUAUAUUGGUAGUUUAUCUCAUUUGAUUUCGUCGAUUAAAGUACAUUUAAAGCCGAUAGGUAACCAAAAAUCAUUGAAAUUGGUUACCUAUUGGCUUUAAAUGUACUUUAACGAAAUCACAUGAGAUUAAUUACCAAUAUAUGUAAUAAAGGACGAUAAUUCCAAAAAAAGUCAACUUCGGACAGAUGUGACACGGAAAAAUGGGAAAAAUUCGUGGUUUUAGCCAAAAUUAGUGUUAUUUUUUCAAAAUUUUGAACCGCCAUAAAAAAUUUUUGAAAAUUUUUUGAGCAGUUUCAUUACGAAAUUCGUUCAUUUGAGCUCAUUUUUGGUCUAUACGUUCAAAAUCGUCCGAACCGUUAGUCCUCCUUUAAUUCCUGUUAUUCUAGUUAUUCUAGUUAUUCUAGUUUUUUUUUCUGACCAUGCUAUAUUUGAAAUUCGCCGAAACAAAAAAAUAUAAUCCCCAUUGAAGCCCCCCCAACAAUUUUCGUUUUUGUUAUUCAUUUGAUACCAAUUCCCCCAUUUUUUUUGUUUUGUUUUGUUAACACCUCGUUUUUUAUUUCUGUUCUGUUUUCUGAUAUUUUUUUUGUUAUUUAACAUUUUCUGGUUUUCUAAGUUUAUCAUACAUAAACUAUUUGUUGUUG
Messenger RNA from Caenorhabditis elegans, 2461 nucleotides. RefSeq names its product WD_REPEATS_REGION domain-containing protein (gene Y111B2A.12). Bases 6 to 1259 code for a protein of 417 amino acids. The record is from RefSeq and is marked reviewed. The transcript is spliced from 8 exons. Lineage: Eukaryota; Metazoa; Nematoda; Chromadorea; Rhabditida; Rhabditidae.